Molecule: messenger RNA, 2019 nt
Organism: Cottoperca gobio
Lineage: Eukaryota; Metazoa; Chordata; Actinopteri; Perciformes; Bovichtidae
Gene: loxa
Product: lysyl oxidase a
Exons: 7
Coding region: 274-1542 (422 amino acids)
Biological process (GO): peptidyl-lysine oxidation; collagen fibril organization
Molecular function (GO): protein-lysine 6-oxidase activity; copper ion binding
Source: RefSeq, a predicted model, not a curated record
AGCAGCAGCAGCAGCAGACUUGUAUAACAGAUUCAGAAACUCCAAAUGCUGAACUCCUCCUUCUCCUCGUCCUCAUCAUCUCACUGGACGCAUCUGCAGGCUGCAGGAGCAGAGCGAUAUGAGUUUACACGGAUACAUUUAAACUGAGCUUUUCCUCUCUGCCCAUUGAAUUCCCUUCAAAUAAAGAUGAAGGAUAUUUAAAGAUAAGUGGCAACCCUGGCUCAUUUGAAAUAAUAGCUUAGUCACAUUAAAUCUCCUUUAAUUGAGUUCAUAAUGGGACUACGCAUAUUUGGCACGCCACUUUACGCAUAUGCGUGCGUCUAUUUUUUUGUUUCCAUCCUGCAAACUGCUCAGUCUCAGACGAAUCCGGGGGCCCAACAAGGAAUUAACCAAAGAGCGGCUCUCCGGCAGACGCUACAGUGGUCACACAACGGUAAGGUUUUUAGUAUUUUAAGCCAGGGCUCGGAGUAUCAGCCACCGAGGCGCAGGGGCGCACCUCGGCAGCAAGUGCAGGCGCAACCUGUCACCAUCAUUCGUGAUGCGGACGUGAAACAUCCGGACACUUCGAGCCAGCCGGUGGACCAGCAGCAGCAACAGCCUUCCCGGCCGGCGUCCAAUCCACACAACUCACGCGGGCUCCCGCCUCCACUCCAAAGGCUCGUGAGAGGACACGAGCACCGCCAACAUCACCAUGACCGGACCGGUGAGCGCACGGGGACGCAGAGGAGCAACAAUGAGACUCAGGAAAAGGUCACUGUCAGUCCGCCUGUGCCCCGGAGAGAAGACAUGAUGGUCGGCGACGAUCCCUACGACCCUUACAAAUCCUCUGAUGAUAAUCCCUAUGACAAUUAUUAUGACGUUUACGAGAGACCAAGGCAGAGGUCGAGACCCGGAUAUGGCACAAGGAAUCAUCAGUACGGUCUGCCUGAUCUUGUACCUGACGCGUACUACAUUCAAGCAUCUGCCUAUGCCCAGAGAGUCCCAAUGUACAACCUGAGAUGUGCAGCUGAGGAGAACUGUUUGUCAAGCUCAGCCUAUACAUCCAGUAUUAGAGACUAUGACACUCGAAUGCUGCUGAGGUUUCCUCAGAGAGUCAAGAACCAGGGGACGGCGGACUUCCUCCCUAGCAGGCCACGUUACUCCUGGGAGUGGCACAGCUGUCACCAGCACUUCCACAGCAUGGACGAGUUCAGCCACUACGAGCUGCUGGAUGCCUCCACUCACCACUCGGUGGCUGAGGGCCACAAGGCCAGCUUCUGCCUGGAGGACACUUCCUGUGACUACGGCUACUACAGGCGAUUUGCUUGCACCUCACAUACCCAGGGCCUGAGCCCAGGAUGUUAUGAUACCUACAACGCAGACAUCGACUGCCAGUGGAUCGACAUCACAGAUGUGAAAGCUGGAAACUAUAUCCUCAAGAUCAGUGUAAAUCCGAACUAUCAUGUCCCAGAAUCAGACUACAGCAACAACGUUGUGCGCUGUGACGUUCGAUACACCGGCAACUACGCCUACGUGUCAGGAUGUCACAUGUCAUCGUAUUAAAAGUCAUUCACAGCAACUCAGCGGAGAUGUUCUGUAAUUGAUAAUGCAGAGGACUGCAUAGAUUACAUGUUAGAGAUGCAUUUUAUCAUUUAAAAUAUGCCAGAAAAUGUUGAAUUGCUUGUGUAGGAAAGCAGUUUUCCUCCCCACUGAGAAGUCUAUUCUUAUCUGUUAUUUUCUUUAGUUUUCAUGUCUUACUUAAAUUGCAUUGUACUGUAUUCUUUGCAUUUUAUACCACUUGUAAGAUAGUUAGAGAAUAAAAUGAAAUUUAGAAGCUUAGCAAGUUAUAAAUGUAAACCAGUUUACCCUCGUUGUUAAGUCAAUUAUAAAUCAAUUAUAUCACUAUUUUGAAAUGAAUCAGCUGUAAAGGAAAUUGUAUUUGUUAUAUUUAUAUGCAACGGAAGAAACUCUUUACUCCAAAGCUUUUGUUGAAACUGAGUUGAAUUAAACUUUGUGAUAUUGUAUCACUUUUGUAGACUG